UUUUAUUAUUAUUAUUUUUUUUAAAUAUAUAGUUUAUCUCCCUCAUUGAAAAUCUUUGGUGUGGUCCGACUGGACGCGAUAACCCGACCUCAUUUUUUGGGGGAGUAUUAGCAAGUAUAUCGAACAGCAUCGAGAUAAAACUGGUAUUGAUUUCAUGAUAUAUAAGAACAUGUUCUAUUGUUGUAUAACAUAUGUGUGUAUAGUGACGUUGAUCAAGUCUGUGAUUUUGAAAGCGCCUUUUCUUUAACACAUAAAGUCGUCCACCCCUAAUGAGUGGACUAUGCCGAGCACGUUUAGCCAAUGACGUAUUUGUUAUGGUACCAACCCACCAAACAGGCCUGGGAUGUACUUGACACUCAGCAGCAUGACAUUAGUAACCCAGCAGCACAUCCACUCUCUUCAACUUCGCUUCGUUCCACGCUUUUGACGACUGUCAUGGAGUUGAACAAUCUCUCCGUGGUGCUACAUUCUAAGGGAGACCUCAGACUGGAAACGCGACCUGUCCCCAAGCCAGGGCCAAAUGAGGUUUUGCUUCAGAUGCACUCUGUUGGCAUCUGCGGCUCAGACGUCCACUACUGGCAGCACGGCAGCAUCGGAGACUAUGUGCUCACAAAGCCGAUGGUGUUGGGACACGAAGCAGCGGGUCGGGUGAUAAAAGUCGGCUCGGCGGUCAAACACCUUCAAGUGGGCGACCGAGUUGCCAUCGAGCCAGGUGUGCCCCGAGAGAUAGAUGAGUUUUUCAAAAACGGACGCUACAAUUUGUCUCCCACCAUCUUUUUCUGUGCCACCCCGCCCGAUGAUGGCAACCUGUGCAGAUACUACACACACAAAGCCAACUUCUGCUACAAGUUGCCUGAUAAUGUGACAUUUGAGGAGGGUGCUUUGAUCGAACCGCUGUCUGUGGGCAUCCACGCAUGUCGCAGGGCCGGUGUGACCCUCGGCAGCACCGUACUCGUCUGUGGCGCAGGACCAAUUGGCUUAGUCUGUCUGCUUGUGGCCAAAGCAAUGGGAGCUGCACAGGUUGUCAUUACAGAUCUGUUGCCCGAGCGUCUGGCCAUGGCCAAGGAGUUGGGUGCCGACUUCCAGUUGGGGGUGAAGAGAGGGGAUGGACCUCAGCAGUUGGCCAAGAGCGUCGAGAACAUGCUGGGAGCUCAGCCGCACAUCACCAUUGAAUGUAGUGGUGUUGAGAGCAGUAUUCAAACUGCCAUCUAUGCGACACGCUCAGGAGGCGUGGUGGUGCUGGUAGGUCUUGGAUCCGAAAUGACUAAUGUUCCUCUUGUCAACGCGGCCACCAGAGAAGUUGAUAUCAGAGGCGUCUUCCGCUACUGCAACACCUGGCCUAUGGCAAUUGCCAUGUUGGCGUCAGGAAAGGUGAACGUGAAGCCUCUGGUCACUCACCGCUUCCCCCUGGAGCAGGCGGUCCAGGCUUUUGAGACCACACGUCAGAGCCUGGGGAUAAAGGUCAUGUUGAAGUGCGACCAGAAUGACCAGAACCCUUAAAGUAACCAACACACUGCAGUGAAACUGUGGGGGACAGUUGUGUCACAUUUUGUUUUUAUCCUUAAUUGAAGAAAAAACACUGAAAUUCUCGAGUUAAUGGGGGAUUUUAUGUGACCAAUAAUUACCUUGAAUGUAGUAAUUUUAUAUCAGGAAAAAAAUACUGAGAUUGACUUUUUUUUUUUUUUUUGUCUUGAAACACUGAUUUUACACUUUUUAAAAUAUGUUACUUAGUAUGGUAUGACGCUACAUGCAUUGCUUAGUUGUUACCAGAAGAGGGAACCAGAGCAUCAAAUGACAAUCUACACAGACUCUCAAGACUCUUUCCAACUAUUUUACUGAAAAAAACAAACAAUUCAGUGAACCAUUUACAUUUUUAUCAUUUUGUAAAAAAAAAGUUAAAGCAGUUCAAUGUGUUCAAAAGAUGGAUGGAUGGAACACCCCCGCCAUAGACUUUGUGAAGAUGACAAAAUGAUAGCAACCUGCAGCAAUAAACCAUAUAAACACCC
Molecule: messenger RNA, 2006 nt
Organism: Nerophis lumbriciformis (worm pipefish)
Lineage: Eukaryota; Metazoa; Chordata; Actinopteri; Syngnathiformes; Syngnathidae
Product: sorbitol dehydrogenase-like
Biological process (GO): D-sorbitol catabolic process
Molecular function (GO): zinc ion binding; L-iditol 2-dehydrogenase (NAD+) activity
Source: RefSeq, a predicted model, not a curated record